Molecule: messenger RNA, 2076 nt
Organism: Stegastes partitus (bicolor damselfish)
Lineage: Eukaryota; Metazoa; Chordata; Actinopteri; Pomacentridae
Product: C-type mannose receptor 2-like
Exons: 9
Coding region: 175-2076 (633 amino acids)
Source: RefSeq, a predicted model, not a curated record
AGCGGUCAAACUCGCCUCUAACUCUGCAUCAUCCGUCCUCAGAGGAACACAACUCGAGCAUUUGCUGCUCCGGCUUCACUUUUUUUUUUUUCUCUCCUCGUUUGGAGGGUUUUUUUUUUUUUUUCUGGGUCCUGCUGUUUGCAGCGUGUGCUUGCGUGUGUUGUGGCUGCGAGCAUGCAAAGCAACGAGCGUAACCGAAACAAGGAAUCAGCGGCGACAUGGACAAACCGGCAACUUACACUUUACAAAUGCACUUUAUAUUUAUUCAUCUUUAGUCUGGAACUGAAGAGGAGCGUUACGGCGCCGCUGGAGUCGGACGACUUUGCUUUCUUCCUGGAGGGCGCCGACGGCUGCCUGGGGGUGCGGGAUCACUCCCUCGUCCUGUCGUCCUCCUGCCAGGAAGCCAACCAGCGCUGGAAGUGGGUGACCCGAGGCCGCCUCUUCAACCUGGGCUCCUCGUCCUGCCUGGGCAUCACCACCGGGAACUCCACCUUCGGAUGGGACAAGUCUCCGUUCGGCGUGUACACCUGCGAUCGCGAGCCGCCCAGAGUGCGCUGGACCUGGAGCUGCGGCCAGGUGCUGGACAACCUCAACAACUACUUUUCGCCGUCGUUGUUUUGGAACACCUCCGUAACCUCGUCGCCUUCUAAGUUCAAAUGGAUGCUACAUGGUGGUGUGCAAGACCUGUGCUCCAAAACAUAUCAAGAGAUCUACACCAUCCAGGGAAACUCUCACGGCCGGCCCUGCUACCUGCCCUUCCUCUACGACGGCCAGUGGUUCCACAACUGCACCAGCAUCGGACGUGAGGACGGUCACCUCUGGUGCGCCACCACCUACGACUAUGGAAAGGACGAGCGUUGGGGUUUCUGUCCUGUCAAGAGCAGCGGCUGUGAGACAUUCUGGGAUACCGACUCGCUGACAGACAGCUGUUACCAGUUUAACUUCCAUGCUACGCUGUCGUGGAGCGAGGCUCGGAUCAGUUGUCAGCAGCAGGGGGCAGACCUGCUAAGCAUCACCAAGCUGCACGAGCAGACCUACAUCAAUGGUUUGCUGACUGGCUACAGUGCUGCUUUGUGGAUCGGCCUCAAUGACCUGGACAUCAGCGGAGGCUGGCAGUGGGCCGACUCCUCGCCACUCAAAUAUCUCAACUGGGAGUCAGACCAGCCGAGUCACGCCGACGAGGUGAACUGUGCAGUAAUUAGAACUGAGUCAUCGGGUCGCUGGCAGAACCGGGAUUGUUCCGUCGCUUUGCCGUACGUCUGCAAGAAGAGGCCCAACGCCACCCUGGAUCCCUUCACCACUGAUUCUUGGGCAGAUGAUGAGAAAUACGAGUGCGACGUGGGCUGGCAGGCGUUCCAGGCUGGAUGCUACAAGCUCACUUCAGAGAAAACCGACUGGGAUUCGGCUCAGAAAACCUGCCAGAAGAUGGAGGCCAACCUGGUCAGCAUCCACACGCUACCUGAGCUGGAGUUCAUCAUACGCAACGUGAAGAAAGACAUCGACCAGGUCUGGAUCGGCCUCCACGACACCGACAUGCAGAUGGACUUCCAGUGGACCGACCACACGCCCGUCAUCUUCACCUACUGGCACCCCUUUGAACCCAACAACUUCCGCAACACCCAGGAGGACUGUGUCUCCAUCUGGGGAGCCGACGGCCGCUGGGAUGACAGCCCCUGUAAUCUGACUCUGCCCUCCAUCUGCAAGAAACCAGGAACAAAGAGCGACGGGAAGCCACAGCACCAGGACUGCAAAAAAGUACUACUUCUUUUGCAUUCAGUUAUUGAGUUUUUGUUGUCAACGCUACACCAGAUAAAGUCUGUUCAGCUCCUCUGCAGCCACCCAUUCCAGCUGCUGAAAGUCUGUGGUGUUGCCGGGAGCAUAAUUAUUAUUCUCAACAUUUCAGCUGUUGCUUCACCUUCGACCUUUUCUCCCAGAGCUACCGUCCAUCUCUCGCCCUUCCACCAGUCCACCACUCCGCCCCCAGACUCUAACUGUAAUAUAAAUCACUCCAUUCUAACUGGGAAACUCAACCAGACGGAGGCAGCCGGCAGCGAAUGCACUCCGCUCCCGGUUUAA